UUCUCUGGCGCAGGGCCCCCCGGCCGGGGCAGUCCCGCAGCCGAGCGCAGCCAGGCGAGCGCACCGCCGCCCACUAGCUCUGUGCCGAUUGCAGCCCGAAAGUGGCUCGGGCUGGGAGCGGAGGGGACAGCAGGGAUCGCGAGCUCCUGCCCGAGCGAGCGAGCGAGCGAGCGGGUGUACCCCGCCGCCGGAGGACUACCUGAAGGACAUGGAGGAAAGAUCGGCAGAGACUAACUCCAGUGUGGACAGCUCAGCGCAGCCUUCCGUGGCCCAGCUGGCUGGGCGGUUUCGGGAGCAAGCAGCUGUGGCCAGGGAGACACCAGCCAGUAAACCAACAAGAAGGAAACCACCCUGCUCCCUCCCCCUGUUCCCCCCCAAGGUAGAGCUGGGCCAGAAUGGUGAGGAGAAAUCACCAUCCAGCACCAGCCACCCACCUAAAAUCAAGGUGAAGAGCUCCCCUCUGAUUGAGAAGCUCCAGGCCAACUUAGCCUUUGACCCAGCAGCUCUCCUGCCUGGGGCUUCACCCAAAAGUCCUGGACUCAAGGCCGUGGUGUCACCAUUUCACAGUCCCCCUUCCACACCCAGUAGCCCUGGCAUCCGGUCUCAGCCAGGAGAGCCAGAAGAGGUGCCUGUGAGCUUUGACCAGCCCCCGGAGGGUACUCACCUGCCCUCUUACACUAAGGUGCGGACUAGAGGCUCAAUAAAAAGACGUCCGCCCUCCCGGCGAUUCCGACGGUCUCAGUCAGACUGUGGGGACCUUUUAGACUACAGGGCUGUGGAGCCAUCUCAGGAAAAUGGUGCCGGGGUAGAGAACGGGGAUGAUGUGUUCCCUAACAAGAGCAAGGCCCCCGGGUCUCCCCCAUCCAACCAGAAGGCCAUGGGAGACGGGGUGGAGGGAAACCCGUGGUCUGCAGAAAAGCCUCCUCGAAGGAGAGUGUGCAACAGCACGGAGAAGCCAGACGAGCGGGUAGCAACUUCAGGGGAGGCCAGUGCAGGAGAGGAGGCUGGAUGGAAUCCAGACCCAGCUAGCCAGGGCGGCCUGGAGGCCCCGGAGCCACCCCGAACCUGCAGCACAGAGGCUGAGAAUGGGUGUGGAAGCCCACCGGAGGGGACAGCCGUUGGAGAGCAUACAGACACUGGAAAGGCCACAGAAGGGACAGCCUCUGAGGAGGGUGUGGCAGAUGAAGAGGGAGAAGUCAGGGAGAAGGCCCCCCAAAGUUCUUCUGGAAGAGUAGAGGGCACCAUUGUCCCAGAGGCAGAGACAAAACAAAAGGAGGGGGCACCUGUGGAACCAGGCUGCAGCCCCGGGGUCGACAGUGCUUCAGGAGAGACCAGCAAUGAAGUCCAGAAUGAUCAAGAAGUCUACAUGGAUGACAUCCCCAUCGAGGAUACACGGAUGUGAUGAAGUGCUCCUGGUACCAGCGAUGAAGCCACUGGAGACAUCUCCUUGGAAAUGGCAGCAUCAGUAGUGGCAGUUGAUCAUGAAGCCACUGCAGAAGCAGGAUGCACUGAGCAUGUACAGUCAGCCCAGGAUGCACGGUGGGCCAUCCCCUGUCGCCCACAGCAAACUUCUCACUGGAGAUCAGAGUUGGGCAGUCGAGUUCUAUCAACUUAAGUUUGUGUCAUAUGUUGGACUUGGCUCAAAGAAAAACAGAUUUAAAACAGUCAGCUAUGGUGGCAACUCCUCGGCAUACUGGUCAUCCUGCCCCCAUCUCUUCCUGCAGCUGACCUCCUGACUAGGUUCUGCUUGAACUUCUGCAAAGUUACAGCCUUUUUAUUGUUCUAAACUUUUUAUGGUUGUCAUAUGUAACUUAAAACUAAUUUUAGGUAGAUAAAGAAGAUAGUCUUGUGGAAAAUAAAAUCCUCCAAGUAACAGACGACCUGAAAGUAUAUCAAAGCCCUCAAGACGAUCUUUCCACUUACUCCAGUGGAGAAACAGCCAAUCAAUUUCAAAAGCAUUGGACUCAAAGAGAUAUUUAUUAAAACAUGUAAAACUGUGUUCCUGUCUGUUCCAAGGGCGGGAGCAUUUCCUGUUACAUAAUCUGGCUGAUGACAACAAGGGGAGGUGACUGGUCCAUCUCAUCCCAUCCUACCGCCUCCAAGGAGGAGAUGGAGCAGGAAGUUCUGUGGAGAGGCAGGAUGUUCAACUGUGCUGGCUUUGUGCUCCACUUCUCUCCUGAAGGUAUAACAGCAUGCCUACGUGAUGCUGCAUGCAUGGACUGCAGUCUCCUACUUGAACAUGGACUGGCCUCUGGGAGGUGCCUUUAGUACCCAGGGUUCAGUUUACCUUCUGAGAUCCCUCUUAGCUUCUCUAGGAAGCUUUUAUGUGUUUGCUUUUGUUUUUGUUUUUAAAUCUCACCAUGUAGCCUUCAACUCACUAUGUAGCCCAGGCUGGUCUUGAAUUGCCUCUGCCUCUGAAUUUUGGGUAUGUAUCACCAUGCCUGGCUCUCAGAAAGCAUUUCUCGAGUUCAAGCCCAAGUUCUUCUCCUGGACUCAUGAGGCGUGAACUGGGCUCUUCAGCCUGUUUCCAUCAGGAACUUUUGCUUAGUGUUCUGUCUGGAGGUGAAGGCGGUUUGAAGGGAUAGGGCCAGCCUAUCCAUCCCUCUGCUCAAUCCACUUCAUGCACUCCUGCUGAAGAAAUGUUAACCUAAAUAAAUAAUGAAUCUGCA
Molecule: messenger RNA, 2669 nt
Organism: Mesocricetus auratus (golden hamster)
Lineage: Eukaryota; Metazoa; Chordata; Mammalia; Rodentia; Cricetidae
Gene: Rcsd1
Product: RCSD domain containing 1
Exons: 7
Coding region: 209-1402 (397 amino acids)
Biological process (GO): protein localization to endosome; retrograde transport, endosome to Golgi; skeletal muscle contraction
Cellular component (GO): WASH complex; early endosome
Molecular function (GO): retromer complex binding; phosphatidylinositol phosphate binding; actin filament binding
Source: RefSeq, a predicted model, not a curated record